Messenger RNA from Kwoniella mangroviensis CBS 8507, 261 nucleotides. RefSeq lists its product as uncharacterized. The record is from RefSeq and is a predicted model, not a curated record. The transcript is spliced from 2 exons. Lineage: Eukaryota; Fungi; Basidiomycota; Tremellomycetes; Tremellales; Cryptococcaceae. The coding region runs from base 1 to 261 and encodes 86 amino acids.
AUGCCAGUCAAACGUGAACAGACUCCCGACUCUACCUCCGAGAACGACCUGAAACCACUCGUAAAUGGAACUACUAAGAAAGUUAGGAAGACACCUCCUUCCACAGCUCGAAAAGAACGUAAUUCAUGGAGCGAGGUCGAAGAAUCACAUUUCAAAGAAGCUAUCAACAAUAUCGUAAAGAAGAAUAUCUGGUCGGAAAUCAAAAUGAACUUUCCUGAGUUGGCUGGGAAUAGGAGUGCGGAUGCAUGUAUCAAUCAUUGA